Messenger RNA from Ictidomys tridecemlineatus (thirteen-lined ground squirrel), 403 nucleotides. RefSeq names its product mitoregulin. The record is from RefSeq and is a predicted model, not a curated record. NCBI's taxonomy places the organism in Eukaryota, Metazoa, Chordata, Mammalia, Rodentia, Sciuridae. Gene Ontology annotation, biological process: positive regulation of mitochondrial membrane potential. Gene Ontology annotation, cellular component: mitochondrial inner membrane.
ACCCUCGCGCAGCGCCGUAGGCCGCGGUGCACGCCGGGCGGCCGCGAUGGCGGACGUGUCCGAGAGGACGCUGCAGGUGUCAGUGCUGGUGGCUUUCGCCUCCGGAGUGCUCGUCGGCUGGCAGGCGAACCGGCUAAGGAGGCGCUACCUGGACUGGAGGAAGCGGAGGCUGCAGGACAAGCUGGCGACGACGCAGAAGAAGCUGGACCUGGCCUGAGUGGCCGCCAAGCGAUGCGCGCGCGCGCCCGGCUCCUUCGCCCUCCUGCCCGGCUCCUUCGCCCUCCCGCCCGCGGGGCCGGCCCUUCCCCAGCGUCGCUUGCUGAAGAUGGAUGUAGAAUACCGGAAAGAAAUAAGUUCUUGCACUUUAUGAAUCUAUUUUUAAAAUAAAAAAAAUUUAAGCAUC